Dreissena polymorpha is the source of this 1708-nucleotide messenger RNA. RefSeq names its product tyrosine-protein phosphatase 10D-like. NCBI's taxonomy places the organism in Eukaryota, Metazoa, Mollusca, Bivalvia, Myida, Dreissenidae. The record is from RefSeq and is a predicted model, not a curated record. Gene Ontology annotation, molecular function: protein tyrosine phosphatase activity. Gene Ontology annotation, biological process: protein dephosphorylation.
AUGGAGAUCGAAUACUUUCUAGGUGGUAACAAACGCCGACGACGUGCUGCUGUUGCAGAAAUAGAACCGUUGAACUUCAUCAUAGGCACAGAAGACUGUUCCAAUAAUCAAGAGUACUGCAACGAGCCACUGAAAGCAGGAAGAGCAUACAAAGUGAAAUCAUUUGCAUGCACGACAUCCGGAUGUACAGAAACACUAUAUUCACAACCGAUUAGGACAGCUCCAGACCCAACGGCAGGAAUAAUAGGCGGAGCUGUGGCAGCUGUUGUAGCCAUUGUCAUUGCAGGAGUUGUUAUCAUCUUCAUGAAACGGAAAAAGCGACUAUGUUUCGCCGGAAAGGAAGUUGAAAAUGGCACCAGAAAAGGAGUUGUUGAUAUGCAAAAUAUAGACACUGAUACAGAUCAUAUUUUCAAACCGUGUCCAGUGAAAUUAUCGGAGUUCCCCGCUUACGUGGAAAACAUGCACAAGGACAGUAAUCUUUUAUUCGCGGAGGCUUACAAUCUGCUGAAAGAACAAAGUCCAUCUCAUCCUGUGACGGCCGCAAAUUCCGAGAAUGAUAGGCCAAAGAACCGUUACACCAACAUCAUGCCUUAUGAUCGGUCAAGAGUUAAACUUCGUCCACUUGAUGACGUGGAAGGUUCAGAUUUUAUCAAUGCCAACUAUAUUCCAGGAUACACCUCUCGCAGAGAAUACAUAGCGACACAGGGUCCUAUGCAGAUGACGUUUGAUGACUUCUGGCGCAUGAUCUGGGAGCAAACUGUGGACACGAUCGUCAUGCUGACAAGACUGGUAGAGAAAGGACGGAGGAAAUGUAUUGACCAGUAUUGGCCGAACCUGAACGACCCAGUCUUCUACGGUGAUCUGAUUGUCUCAAUCCAGUCCGAAUCCAACCUUUCAGACUACACGCUACGCAUUUUUGAACAAAAAGAAUGCCGGACUGUAAAACACUUUUGGUACUUGAAAUGGCCCGAUAUGGGCUGCCCAGAUGACCCAAAGAUGCUUCUAGACUUUGUGAAGACUGUCCGAGAACACAAAGUAAUGCCUGGAAAUGAUAUUGCUUCUGUUGUUCAUUGCAGUGCUGGCGUUGGGCGGACCGGAACCUACAUUGCUGUUGACCAUCUUCUGCAACACAUUCGUGACCAUGACGACGUAGAUAUCUAUCAACUAGUUCUAGACAUGCGUGAUCACCGGUGCAACAUGGUGCAGACUGAGGACCAGUAUGUAUACAUCCACGAAUGUCUGAAAGCGUUCAUAACAACGGACGAUGAGACUGAGGACGAGGAAGAGGAGGAACAUGUGUACCAGAACACAAAGUUUUGCGGUGACAAUAUCUACGAAAACACGGCAUUUCAACAAGACUAAUGUGAGACAUGGGACAUAACUCUGCAAGCAUGUUUCAUAAACCAAAUAGAUGAAUUUGGGAGUCAUAACAUAUAUAAAGACAAAUAUGAGAUAUUAAUUCGGUGGUCUAUCUUGCCUUCUGGUGAAAGAAUGCUGUAUUAUGAUUAUGAGAGUUAAAAUGUUGCAUUUAUUUAAUUAACCCAUUUAUGCCUAGCGUCCUGAAAAAAAGGACAUUGCAAACAGCGUAGACCCAGAUGAGACGCCGCAUAAUGCGGCGUCUCAUCAGGGUCUACACUGUUUGCUUAAACGAAAUUCUGUAAGAAAUAUUCUAAAAAUAGAAAUAAAUAUACCAGACAUCCCUAAUUUU